AUGGCUUCGCAGCUCGCCAACCUACAGAGGAGAUUUAGACAGGUUUUCGGAGACGGUGCCUUCGCCUGGUUUGAUCGCUCCUACGUUGUAGACUGGACUGUCGCCACGGCGGCAUGGUUCGUCGCAUGGCUCAUCUCAGAGCUUCCACCAUACGAGCGCGACUUCCACCGCAGCGACCCGACUAUCGACUUCAAGCACAGACACAACCAGAUCAGCGGUAGCCUCAACUGGACCGUCUCGCUUUUCGUGCCGCUCGCAGUGGCUGGAGCAAUAGGAUGCUUCAGGCGGUCAGCCCUGGAAAUUCAUCACAGCUCCCUCGCUCUUUACGCCGCAAGAGGGACAACCUCUAUAACAACGGAAUUCUUGAAAAAUCGUGUCGGCCGCCUCCGUCCCGAUUUUCUCUCGCGCUGCGACUGGGACAAGGAGAUUAAAGCUUGCACAGGGAAAGUCGAGACCGUGCUCGACGGCCGCAGAUCCUUCCCCUCAGGCCACUCUUCGACAGCGUUCACCGGGAUGACAUUCCUGUCUCUGUAUCUCGCAGGCAUGACAGGUGCGUGGUGUUUGAGCGAGCCCGCACGCGCGCGGUCGCUCCUCGCCAGCCGCACCGCUAGGCUGGCACUCUCCCUCGCUCCCUUGGUCUUUGCGACCUGGGUAGCAAUCUCGCGGGUGGAAGACUACCGACACCACAUAGAAGACGUGAUCGUCGGUGGUCUGAUCGGUGCGAUUUCCGCCACCGUGUGCUACCUCAUCUACUGGCCGAACCCCUUCGCACCAUAUGCCGUGCGGACCGUCCGUGCCCCCCGUGCCCCUCGCGCACGCAUGGUGUACACGGACGACGCAGACCCGCGUGACAGGUACGACUACGAGCUCGCGGGCAUGGAGCACGCGAACGGGGCCCCACUAGCAGACGCAGUGUAA
This is a messenger RNA of Sparassis crispa, 918 nucleotides long. Its product is annotated as Probable diacylglycerol pyrophosphate phosphatase. Lineage: Eukaryota; Fungi; Basidiomycota; Agaricomycetes; Polyporales; Sparassidaceae. The transcript has 7 exons. Gene Ontology annotation, biological process: phospholipid metabolic process. The record is from RefSeq and is a predicted model, not a curated record. Gene Ontology annotation, molecular function: phosphatidate phosphatase activity. The coding region runs from base 1 to 918 and encodes 305 amino acids.